This is a messenger RNA of Cetraspora pellucida, 807 nucleotides long. NCBI's taxonomy places the organism in Eukaryota, Fungi, Glomeromycota, Glomeromycetes, Diversisporales, Gigasporaceae. The record is from the annotation of a GenBank genome assembly.
AUGGAUUGGCCUCGAGCCACCUUGGUGACUUUCUUGGGUUCUCCCUUUACAACCUUUUUGUACCGAUCGCUGUUUAAUUACUCCGAAGAUUUAGAUUUACAAAAAAAGUUUAGACUCUCUAAUCGCACACUUGGCUUUGACCAUAUUUAUGUUGUUCAUCUUGACCAUCGAACGGAUAGACGUGAAAGAUUAGAUGAAAUAGCAACAUAUCAUGGAUUAGACUUUGAUUAUUUUUCUGCCGUUUCUAAUCAUGAUGAACACAUUCUCAAAAAGUAUGGUUCAGCGGAUAUGAGCCCUUCUCAAAAGGCUUGUUAUCUAAGUCAUUAUUCAAUCUAUAAACGGAUGAUUGAUAGGGGAUAUAAUAGCGUCUUAAUUUUAGAAGAUGAUGCAGACUUUGAACUUAAUAUUACUGAUAUUAUGACUGAUAUUCAUCGUGACUUGCCUGCUUCUUGGGAAACGUUAUACGUGGGUCAUUGCUUUGAAGGUAUCGGUGAACAAGUCGGAAAAACUUCUUCUGUCCAUAGAUUAUAUAAGUCUGUGUUUCCAAUGUGCACGCAUGCUUAUGCUGUUUCGUAUUCUGGUGCUCGCAAGCUAAUAGAACUGCUUGAUCCUGUGAUUCCACGUGGAACGAUUGAUUAUUCUCUUGCGGUAGUAAUUAGUGAAGGAGAUGUUUCUUCAUAUAGUGUUCAUCCACAACCUAUUGUGCAAUGGAUUGCUGAUGACAAUCCAACCGAUAUCCCUAAAUCUCUACCACUAUUCUUUAGUUUAUUAAAUUCAACUUUACGCUUUCUUGGGCAUAAUACAUAG